ACUCUCUCUGUCAUAUCACAAUAUCAAAACAGAAACAAAGGAAAAAAGGAAACACAGGGUGAAGAGAAGCGGUUAGGUGCAUUCGUAUACUUGGUACUUCAUAGACAGUUCUUCAUGGUGGAGAAGACAAAGAGCAAGCAGCAACAACCAACUAAACGGGACAAUUCAAAAUCAUCGCAAGUUGGAACUACACCACGUUUGACCGAAGAACGCGAGACCCUUCGACAAACUCGAAAGAAAAAGAAGUUGUCAAAGCUCAUAACAGCGGAAGAGCCGGUGGGUUUGCUGGAUUUGAACCAUUUGAAAAGCCUUCUCCAUGUUCCUGAAGCGUGCUCCAUCUAG
Haemonchus placei is the source of this 342-nucleotide messenger RNA. The record is from the annotation of a GenBank genome assembly. NCBI's taxonomy places the organism in Eukaryota, Metazoa, Nematoda, Chromadorea, Rhabditida, Trichostrongylidae.